Nilaparvata lugens (brown planthopper) is the source of this 1307-nucleotide messenger RNA. RefSeq lists its product as uncharacterized. Lineage: Eukaryota; Metazoa; Arthropoda; Insecta; Hemiptera; Delphacidae. The transcript has 3 exons. The coding region runs from base 130 to 456 and encodes 108 amino acids. The record is from RefSeq and is a predicted model, not a curated record.
UCUGUGUCUGCAACCGUCGGCUGCAUCUAACAGGCUUUUCUGCUUGAUUAUCUUCCUUCUACACUUGUCUCUGGGUUUCUAAAUAUUCCUGGUUGUAUUGACUGUCUAGCCAACUUACAAAGAAAGGUCAUGCGGAAAGUUCAACAGAAAUUUUACAUAAGCUGCUCACAAACCUUUUGCAAUCGCCUUAUUACACUCAUGACAGAGUGCCAUCUAUUCUUCUGGAAGCAUUCCGGGAUUCCAGAGAGUUGUAUAUUCCAGAUGAUUAUCGACGGAGUUGUUUAUCUUGUUUUGGGCCUCCUAUCUUCACAUAAGUUUGUAUUCCUCCUGUUCGUCGUUUCUCUGGGUGGACGAAUAAAGAGACCAUCAAGAUACAGAAAAUUAAGUGAAUUUAAAAGGAAGGGAACGAGGAAGAAGAGAAAAAAGAAGGAGAAUAAGAAAAAGAUAGUCGAUUAAUGGAGAACCAGUCUUCAUCAGCUGAGUGGAUUCUUUUGGUGACGAAGUUAGGGGAAAAUGACCAGUGAAUAAAUAUUACUACAUCGCUUUUGGUGCUACGGAUAACUAAAGAUGCGCUCACAGUUUUCUAGUGAACGAAAUUCAACCAACCAACUCUCACCUCUUAUUGCUUUUCAAAUUAAAAGUUUCAUUGAAGCUAUUCUACUCUUGUCUCAUUCUCUAUAAAUUGAAUGAAUUUUUAAAUAAUUAUAUUUGGGCUAAAAUAAAGUUUGUAGGCUACUAAAAUUCAAAAUGAAUAAGAAAUUCACCUCUGGUGAAGGUGGAUUGUUGGCUUUUUAAAGUAACACAUUUAUUAAUUUCAAUUCCAACAAAAUUUAAGUUCCUAACCUCGAAUACACUAUUCUAUAGAGAUAAACAACCAAUUAAAAUCGAUAAAAUCAGUGUCAUUCAGAAAAUCUAUCACCAAUCAAAAGUAUAAAAACAGAAACCUAUUUCAACUACCAGCAAAAUUCUACAAUUCCCUCUCUGACUAUGUUGAUCAAUGAGAAGAGAGCAGGCAUGGUUUAAAUUUGUAUCUUGUUUGUCAUCAGGUUUGUCAUGUUUGUUUGUCUAUAGAUCAUCAGGACAUGACCUAUAUGAUAAUAAAAUCAUAUUCUUCUUGAUAGAAGAAUACAAAAAAUGGGGCUUGGAGGUUAACACAGAAAAGACACAAUGCAUGCAGUUCGGAGGCACAGGACAGGAUAUUAAAACUGAAAAUGGAUUGAUUAGAAAUGUUAAGGAGUACAAGUACCUCGGCGUUGUUAUUAGUGAUGAUGGAAGGGAUAGAGUGGAUAUCAUGGGGAAGAUAAGGA